AUGUCUGAUAAUCCUCACAAGUUUUGGAAUAAACAACCCGUAGGUGUUGAAGAAGGAGCUAAUAGCCUUAUUAGUCAUCCCAACAAAAUACCAACCGAAGAGUAUAAAUUACCAGAAGGCUGUGUAUUUGAAAAUAUCACUGAUUACAAAGAAUUAUCCAAAUUUUUAUCAGAAAAUUAUGUAGAAGAUAUUGAUAAUGAAUUUAGAUUAAUAUACUCUGAAUCAUUCUUCUCCUGGUUUAUCAAUAAUCCUAAGCAUUGUCCUGAAUAUUCUUUAGGUCUUAAAUUUAAUAACUGUUUAAUAGGAUAUAUAUUUGGAAAGGAAACAGCUAUUUCAAUCAAUGGAUUAACACAAAAAGUAGCUGCUAUUAAUUUUUUAUGUGUCAUUAAAUCUAAAAGGAACAGAAGAAUAUCUCCCAUUCUGAUUAAAGAAAUUACUAGAAGAUUUAAUUGUAAUGGAAUAUACAGUGGUAUAUUUACAGCAGGUACACCUUUAUUUUUUAAAAUAAGUACAGCUAAAUAUUGGCAUAAACCUAUUAAUACUAAAAAAUUAAUUACAUCAGGUUUCUUGGAUAGACCUGUUGAUGUCUCUCUACCCUGUGCUCGUUCUAGUACACGUUUAUUGAAAGAAGAAGAUAUAAUGAUUUGUUAUAAAUUGUAUAAAAAUGAUAUACAGAAAUAUAAGUUAGUAGAUGAUAUGGAUGAAGAUGAUUUUAGACAUUUUAUUAACAAUAAAAUUAUGAGAGUAUAUGUUAAUGAAGUAGAUGGUGUUAUUAAUUCAUUCGGUACAUAUUUUGUUCUAGACACUAUGUCUAUUAAAAAGAACCAAAGGAUAUCUAGUGCUUAUUUAAAUUUAAUAUGUGGAGACUGUGUUAAGACCAUGAUUGAAGAUCUUAUUUAUUUUAGUGCACAGGAAAAAUGUGAUGUAUUUAAUAGCAUCAAUAUAGGAGAAGCAGGGAAAUAUUUAGAAGAGCUUGGUUUUUUAGAAGGAUCGGGAGAAUUGAACUAUUAUUUGUAUAAUUGGAAAUCGGGAGUAAUUGAUAAAAAUCGGAUUUUUUAUUAUAUGCAUUAA
Molecule: messenger RNA, 1071 nt
Organism: Vairimorpha ceranae
Lineage: Eukaryota; Fungi; Microsporidia; Nosematidae
Product: glycylpeptide n-tetradecanoyltransferase
Exons: 1
Coding region: 1-1071 (356 amino acids)
Biological process (GO): N-terminal peptidyl-glycine N-myristoylation
Cellular component (GO): cytoplasm
Molecular function (GO): glycylpeptide N-tetradecanoyltransferase activity
Source: RefSeq, a predicted model, not a curated record